This is a messenger RNA of Macaca mulatta (Rhesus monkey), 6434 nucleotides long. RefSeq names its product kyphoscoliosis peptidase (gene KY). The record is from RefSeq and is a predicted model, not a curated record. Gene Ontology annotation, cellular component: cytoplasm. Lineage: Eukaryota; Metazoa; Chordata; Mammalia; Primates; Cercopithecidae. Gene Ontology annotation, biological process: muscle organ development; neuromuscular junction development.
UUCCCUACAGGGCAGGAGCCAGGCUUCUAGAAGGAACAGAGACUUUAAGACUUUCCUUUCAGAUCAAAGAGGAUCGUCAGCUUGAUACUCAAUGGGCAUGUUCCAAGUUCUAGAGGGGCCGUAACUGGGGGGAGCUCCUGACUCCAAAACCCCACCCAACUCCCUCCUAGGGAGAGAGCUGUCAACCUCCAAAACCCACCCGGGGAACGAGGGAGGUCGAGGCCAAAUCUUGGCCAAUUUCUGCACAUCUUGCAAUUCAAUCUGGAGCCCCUUUGCUGUCUUUCCUUCUCCUGAACCUACUCUCAAUGUUGACAGCACUGUGCGAUUUCUGUAUUUGCCAGAGUCUUCUCGUGGGAGGUGGGCUCCGGGCCCUCUCGGAAACCCUCCGGAGACCGUGGGGAUGAGGCAGCGCUCAGCCAGAGAAGUCCUGGAGCCCAGGACCAGCGCUUCAAGUGCACCGAGCGGGAGGCAGGGGCGCAGGGAGGGAGGCUCUGGACCGGCCGCCUCUGCCGACUAUGGCCCCGGUGCAGGUCAAGGCUUGGGCCUGGGGAUUUCCUUUCAAAGGUGACUUAGAACAGCUUCAUUAGGGUAGCGCCCUCCCAGGAGGGCCCUAAUGGCGUGUUUGGCAGAGUCAGCGAAACGCGGCGCCCUGCAGCUCCAGCGGCGGGGGAGCGCCCUCUCCCGCGCCCUCGCCCUCUCCCGUGUGGGGCAGCUGCGCGCACGGGGCCAUUUGCAGCGCAAGCAGCCUAGUGUGCGGCCGCGGCGCCCAGGUCGGAAGGGAGGCGGCAUCAUGGAGCUGAAGAAGGACAUCAACGCCGUAUCUAUCGACAUGCUGCUGAUCGUGCACUCGGAGAAGCGGCGCGCCGCACAGGGUACGCACUCAGACCAGCAGGCGGACCCGAGCGCGCUGCUGCAGCGCCGAGGAGGAUUCCAAGGCAUUGGAAAUGGAGUCCGAAGAUGGCAGAAAUUAGAAGGAAAUGACCUUCACGAAAACUUGGUGGAGAAGCAGCACCCUCAGCAGCCCCAGGUGAUCACUUCCUACAACAGCCAAGGGACACAACUGACUGUGGAAGUCCACCCUCGAGAUGCCAUGCCCCAGCUACUCAAGAAGUUCUCCUUGGCUAAACGUUUACAAGGUGAUAAAAAUGGAAACACAAGACCCCGGCAACCUGGAGGGAAAGAUGCCCAUGCCUACCCUUGGGAUCGAUCCAGCCUGAAAUCCAUGUCCCUGGACCUGCGGCAGUUUGAGAAACUGGAUCUCCACGCCUCACAGGUGACAGCCAAGAGUGGCCUAGACGAACUGGUGAGUGACCUGCUCCAGGAGGCCCAUACUGACUUGGAAAGGGUCCGUGCCAUCUGGAUCUGGAUCUGCCAUCACAUAGAGUACGACAUUGCAGCUGCUCAGGAGAAGGACCGCCAAGCCUUCAAACCCACUGACAUCCUGCGGACCCAGAAGACCAACUGUGACGGCUACGCUGGCCUCUUUGAGAGAAUGUGCAGGAUCGCCGGAGUGCAGUGUAUGACCGUGCCUGGCUACUCCAAGGGCUUCGGCUACCAGACAGGGCAGAGUUUCUCGGGGGAGUUUGACCAUGCCUGGAAUGCUGUGUACCUGGAGGGAAGAUGGCACCUGGUGGACAGCACCUGGGGCAGCGGCCUGGUGGAUACCACCACCUCCAAAUUCACCUUCCUCUACAAUGAGUUCUACUUCCUCACCCAUCCUGCACUGUUCAUCGAGGACCACUUCCCAGACAACAAGAACUGGCAGCUGCUAAAACCUCCUCAAUCUCUGAGGCAGUUUGAGAACAACAUGUAUCACAAGAGUGAAUUCUACAACAAAGGGAUGCUGAGUGCCCACCCGGAGACUUCCAUGAUCAGAACAGUGAACGGGAAGGCCACGGUCACCAUUGAGAGCUGCGCCCCAACACUGUUCAUGUUCAUGCUCAACGGCAAGCAAGAGCAUGGGCUGCUGAGCCUCAGGAAGAAUGGGAUGAAGUUGGAGGUGUACCCUCCAACCAUGGGCACUCACAAGCUGCAGAUCUUUGCCAAGGGCAACUCCGACAUCUACAGCUCAGUGCUGGAGUACACGCUCAAGUGCAAUUAUGUGGACAUGGGUGUCCGGCUGCCUGCUGAGCUUCACCAGCCCGUGGGCCCCAGCUGGUUCUCAGAGCAGAUGGGCAUCAUGAAGCCCUCCCACCCUGACCCUAUCAUCCACACCAGCGAUGGGCGCUGCUCCAUCAGCUUCAGCGUAGAGGAGGGCAUUAACGUCCUGGCUUCCCUCCAUGGGGAUGAUGGCCCCAUCACUGAGGAGACACAGCGGCGCUACAUCUUCCAGCUGCACUGGGAGAAGCGGACCGAGCUGAAAGUCCAGCUGCCCCAUGCCGGCAAGUUUGCCCUCAAGAUCUUUGUCAAGAAGAGGCAGGAACCAGGAAACUACAUCUUCGUCUUUAAUUACCUCCUAUGCUGUGCCAACACCAAGGUGAACUGGCCCAUGUUCCCUGAGAGCUUUGGCAACUGGGGGCAGGACAAUGAGCUGCUGGAGCCUCUGUCGGGUGUGCUUCCUGCCAACCGGAACAUCCCAUUCAAAUUGAAGCUGCAUGGUAUUGCCAAAGUCCUGGUAAAGGGGCAGGACACAUGGCCCCUGACCCUGAACCACGAGGGCUACUGGGAGGGCAGCUGCAGCACAGCUGGCUGCCAGGAAGUCUAUGUCAUGGUGCUGGAGAAUGCCAACCACAACUUCUACUCCUACAUCCUGAAAUACAAGGUGAAUGCCCAGUGAGGCCUGUGCCCCAGUCUUACCCUCCCAAAGGGCCAAGCCAGACCUCCCCAGGGAGGGCUCAAGGGAAGUGCAGGGAGCCCUGGACACCACUGAGUCUGCAUGAAAUCCCUUCUAGGCCUCUGCCUCAGUGUCCCUCCUCUGAAACAGGAGCUGUGAUCUUUGUGUUCCAAAGGCUUCACUCAGGUGUGGCUGUGACUGAGGGGACAGAAGCAGUGGCUCUUUAGAAGAAAAAGGUGCUAUGUAAAUCUAAGGUAUUGUAAACUGUACACCUGCAUCCAGAUGCCCCUUCUCGUGUUAGUGCUGCUGUUGUUGUUGUUGUUGUAGGGCUGAUGUGGGAAAGCAGGGAUAUUGCCCAGGUUGACAGCUUUUCACAUGAUGCUUAGAGAAUUCUCUUCCGUGCCCAAGGGGACAUGAUUUGCAAGGCUGAGUUGUCCUUGAAUCACAGAGCCCCUUUCAAGCAACAUCACCAUGCCUCUCGACAGCUCCAGGCCCCCAGGGAAUCUUGGACUAUCUUCUCCUCCCAGACCUGAUCAUCUUCCGCAUCCUGCUGCUUCUUCAUUAGCUACUUCUUGUUCUUCGAGAGCCCUAGUAAAAGGGUGUGGUGAGGAAUCUAGCUGACCCACAACUGGCUGGAAGCUGAUUAUCUCCACCAUCCCUAAGUAUAGUCAGGAAUGUGACAACCAGAAAGUUGUGAGGAGACUCCAAAGCAAAGAGCAGCCCAUGCCCGCUGUGGCUGUGCAGGUGGGAGGGACACUGUCGGCAGAGCUGCAGCCUGUGUCUGAGGGUGUAAGACCUCCAGCUCUGCUCUGAGAGGAGUGCACAGGGUAGUUAGUUCAGUCUAAGGCCUGGAGUGCCCUCCAGGCCCUCGCAGAGCCUGGGUCUCAGGCCCCUGCCCCGCCUCCACAGGGAGCCUCCAGAGGCUGGCCAGGCCCUUGGGGAGCCUUGCAGAUAGCCGUGAAUAAGGACCUGGCCGCAGAUCAGGUGAGUAGUGCAGUGCGGCAAUGCCGAGGAGACUCACACCUUAACAGGGCUCUGCCUGCCCCCAGCAUCUCUACCAGCAAAGCCAGGGCUGGGAAGACUUCCAGCUGCACGGGAGCAGCUUUUGUGCCUGUCUCAGAGCAAACGUCCCAUCCCAUCUCCUUUCCUCCCUUCUCUGAGAAGAUACCCACCUCCAGUCUCACCUUGCAUGGGGACAGCUCAGGGCCCCUUGCUUGCUCAGGCCAGACUGAGAGGCCUCGGCUGCCCAGCUGGCCCUCAGCAGCGCCUCAGGCUGCCGUUGCCAUGGCAACGGAGGAAAGGCUGGCUUCAGCGAGGGCACAUGAGAGGGAAAGGCGAGAGAGGCCCCGCAUGGCUACUGCAGAACCAUCCUGGCACACAGACACACUCCCUGCCGAACUCCUGGAUUCUCCAGCUCCAUGGCCCCUGGCUGUCCCAGUGCCCCCCACCCCUGAGAGCCAGCACUGCCUGGUACCUCUCCCCACUGCCCCUCCUCAGGCCUCCAGGCUCAGCCACAGCCAGGGCCAGCUGGGACCCUCACAGCUUCCUCCAUGGCAUUCACCCUCACAUCCCUGUAUCCAACAAAUGUCCAUGGGGUGCUUUGGUAAGUGCCAGAUGCUUGGGCUACAGAGGUGAACAAAGGGGGCCUGGCCAUCCAGAGCACAGGGUGAGGAAACUGCCAGGUGGCAGCAGCCUCCCUUGCCCAGGUCCUGACUGAAGAUCCAGGCUCCGGACACUUCUGUUCAUUAUCCCACGGGAUCCCUCCCCUAAAAGUCCCCACUGCCACCCAGCAGGGUGGCCUAGCCCAGAGCCAGCUCACAAAGGUGCCCAUCAUCCAACAGACCGGGGGCAUCGAGCACAAGGGGUGUCGCCCCUGGGGGACUGAACUGUCCUGGGCUGGUCCUGCACCCUCCGCAGUCUCUGCCACCGAGGCCACCCAGCCAGCCUCGUGUCACUUACACCUGAAAAAUGCACAAAGGCCCCGGAGGCAUAACAGCUAUGCACCACCACAGGGAAACAAGGGGAGUUUUACACCCUGAAAACAGCCUUCUUGCACACCUCUGAUUUUAUGGGCUGAAAGAAAUGUGUUUGUUUCAUCAAAAUAAUAAGUGCCUUGGAUGACGCAUGUCACUCACUGGACCCCGCGCUGGCUGUCUCGCCUAGUCCUGCUGGAGACCCCAUACCUUUUCGAUAUGUAAUAUAAUUAAUCAAUACAUCCUGGAGCAUGCAGAGAAUGCCACCCAGCAAAAUAGGAGCUGUCCCCAGCACCAGAGAGGGAGGCCCCGCCUCUCAAAGCACCGCAGGGCAUCGGCAAGCCCCUCCCUCUCAUUUAACCAAGCACCCCCUUGGUAAAGACAGCUGUAGGCGCAGUCAGAAAAUCACCUGCAUUUCUUUCCACUGAAGUAAAAAUACAUGAAAUGAAAUCUAAUCUUCAUGAAUUUUUACACGCAUGCUGCUCAGGGUAGACAUUCGGAGUUGCAUUUUGAAGGCUUUUCUCCAAAUCCCCAUCUUUGUUUCCCGGGCGACGAGUCCCAGUCGCCGGCGGAAUGGCACGGGCGCCCCCAGGUGUCCGAAGUGCGGAGCUGCCGGCUUUGUACGCCGCGAGGCCGCUCUAUCACCCGGCUUUUUACGCAGAACUUGAAAAUGCUGUGGAAAUGUUUAUGUUAAAAUCACUAGGUGCUUUCUCGUGGCUUCUCAGCGCUUCCUCAUGGGUACACGGAGGACAUCUUUGUCACGCACAAGCUGUGAAGGCAUCCUGGGGGCAACCUGGUGUGUUGAAAAGACAAGGGAUGUGAUGGGACAGUUGUGCCUGGAAAUCACUUCUUGAAACAGAAGCACUGGACGUAGGACUGGAUGGAACAGCUGUGACUACACUCAUUACUAUACCAAUGAAGGAUUGGAACCGAUCAAACUCAGAGGGUAUCUGCUUGCAAUUCUCGGGAUGGCAGCCCCCAGGCCACAGGGCAGAAGGGAACCGAGGGUGGAGGAGUGGUGGGCAGAGGCACUACCACCAUGACUGCAGUUCACUUCUCUCCAGCUUGUUUCAGAAGUGCCACCAGCUCAGCUGGACUCCAUUUUCAAUCCGAUUAUGAUCAUUGUGAGUUCCCCAUAUGUUACAUUGUCCUACCAGGACAGCCUCCUCACUGCCUGCUGAGAUUAAAAGGAAAUAAAUAGACUAACUGAAGCAUGAAGGAUUUCGGCUAGACAUAAAGAACUAUUUCCUGUUGUUAAGCAGGAGGGACGAGUUGCCAAGAAAGUUUGUGAAAUCCUCUUCUCAAAGGACUUGAAAAGGAGAAAAGUUUUCCCAGUGGUCUGAGGUUUUAGAUGCCAUGUUCACUAGAAGGAGUGGGUUUUCUCUUCUCGAAACCAAUUAAUUCCUGAGAUAUCCUGGUCUGUCUGCAGCAAACAGAGAGUUAACAGCAUCACUACAUCAUUUGCUAUUGGCAAAAUUUUCAAAGAUGGUGUGCCUCUAUAGCCCACCUCGGUUUAUCUUAGGUCUAUAAUUUCUUUUCAUUUGGAGUAAGUAGUCAGCAAUUGAAAGAGGUGAUUACUUCUCAUAAUGUGUGCAUUGAGUUGUGUGGGCCGGUGGCUGUUAAGUAUGCUUUCCCCACGUUGUUGCUGGUGUUGUUUUUCAAUAAAAUUUAUAUUCAUUUUUAUCCAA